CAGAUUUUAAAAGGUCACAGAUUGCCUACAGUGACGAGGUACGGAAUGAGCUCCUAGGGGAUGAUGGGAAUUCCUCAGAGAUCCAGUUGAUAAAAUUACGUGAAGAGAGGGCACAUCUGCUCGAUAACACAGAGAGGCUGGAAAGGUCAUCUCGGAGACUAGAGGCUGGAUACCAAAUAGCAGUGGAAACUGAACAAAUUGGUCAAGACAUAUUAGAAAAUCUCAGUCAUGACAGAGAGAAGAUCCAGCGGGCUCGAGAAAGGCUUAGAGAAACUGAUGCAAACUUGGGAAAGAGUUCAAGAAUCCUUACAGGAAUGUUACGAAGGUAAGGGCAAGGUAGGGAACCUUUCUCUUUCUUUUUCUUCCUUUUUCUCAUAUAGAUUGAUAGAUAAAAUUCAUAGUUUUUAUCAUAAUUUUGUAUAAUUUCAAAAUGAGUUGAAUUCUCAGGUAUACACUUGUACACAAAAACUUUAUUUUAAAUACAUCCAUUUUUUUAAAAUUUAUGUUUC
Python bivittatus (Burmese python) is the source of this 509-nucleotide messenger RNA. NCBI's taxonomy places the organism in Eukaryota, Metazoa, Chordata, Lepidosauria, Squamata, Pythonidae. The record is from RefSeq and is a predicted model, not a curated record.